AUGGAAAAACGUGACCUAUCUUCGCUGCUAUUGGCCUCACGAGAUGUUGUAAAUGUGCCCGUUCUGGACGAAACAUCCUUUCACUUGGGACACUACUGCGAUGGAAGUUUGCUGAAAUUUCACGGCGUAGUACGCGACGUGCAAGAUCCAGAAUUGGUGCAUCUUGGUGACGAUAUAUCUCUUCUUGAAAACCAGGCGGCAUUGGUGGAGCGACUGCCUCUUGUCGUCACUGUAUUCCCUCAUAUCAGUGACUGGGCUAAACGUACCUAUCGUGCAAAAGCAAUUGGCGAUCAGAAUGAUGGUCAUUGCAGUGAGAGUGAUGGUUGUUGCAGUGGGAGUGAUGGUCCUGCAACUAACAAAGGCACAAAGCGCUCCAAUACUGCCGUGGACAAAGAGAUGGAUGAGUUAUCUCAACAGGACCAGGAAGAAGCUCAUGUGAAAAAGUCUAAGCCUGUGGCGAUGCAGAAACAACAAGAUUGUCGACUAGUACCUCAGGCUGUCAACAUUUACGUCUACGAUGGCCAAUACAAGGACAUGCCACUGGAUGCUUUCAAGGUAAAUGAGGCGUUUGAGUUUGUAGGCAUCUUGGACUUGAUGGUACCUGGUACUAACACGAAGAAAGACAUUGCUGGGAGUGUGCAGAAUGUCACGCAACUCGAGGAGCUUCAGAUCUCCGACUGCAUUGAAGAAAUGCAGCACAAAUGCCAAUCGGGUGUCGUGCUGCACUGCUCUCACGUCAAUAGACUGGAAGAUGUGCAUCACGUACGCCCUCAUGAGUCGAGUGAAUAUUACAAGCAGAUUCAGGUGAGUAAUGACACGAGAACAAAGUUUUGCUUGGACGAGUGGACGAAACUAGGGCAAACAGCAGAUGUGGAUACGAUGCGCAACCAGAUCGUUGACUAUUUGACACAGACAGUGUGUGGAGAUAAGCUUGCAGCAGAGUACUUAUUACUGGGUCUAGUAUCACAUGUGUAUUCGCGAGCGGAUCCAUCGACACCGCUUGGUAACUUAUCACUUAAUUUGUCCCUUGCUAAGUCAUGUACGGAAGAACAGAAGCAAGACUUCAUUGCUCGAAUUCUACAGACGUUGAAGUCUUUGAUGCCUAUGGUGGCGCGAGUAGAUCUGUCGCUGGAGGAGUUAAAUUCGACCAAGUUUAUGCCGCACAAGGAUUAUGAGCGAGAGAUCCUACUGGGUGGUGUACUGCAGGUGGCAAACGGGACGACAGUGCUUGUAAAUGAAACCGCGUUGACUGCGGGAAAGCUGAAUGACCAAGGUGUAAAGAAUAUUGCUGCUCUGCAGUCGCUAAUUGACAAGAUGCUUCUGCCGUAUGACUUUCACUACUACAACAUGGAUUUUCCACAGGACGUGGCUGUGGUUACAGUGUCAGAAGGCAAAAGUAUCUUGCCCGUUACUGUAUCCGUACCUGUCGUAUCUCCGGCUGGUACUAAUGCCGUGGUGCAGCCUUGUUUAUUACCUGAGGAACAUGUACUAGAGUGCUUUCGCGUGUUUCUAAGCGUACUGCGGUCGUUUGUGGUCACUAUCGGAAACGAAGAAGCCGAGAUAGCCGAGAAGCACUACGUCGAGUGCCGAAAGUCCCAGCAAAAAGUGGCGCUGGAAGAUCUUCAUCGCUGGUUGCGGCUUGCUCGUCUUGUAGCGCUCAGUCGAGGAGAAGGACAGAUUUCGAAGGGCUCAUGGAAAGCAAUGCUGAUGCUGGAGACUGAACGACUUGCUCGUCUGCCUACUGAAAAUCCUCAACUCUAG
Molecule: messenger RNA, 1761 nt
Organism: Peronospora belbahrii
Lineage: Eukaryota; Oomycota; Peronosporomycetes; Peronosporales; Peronosporaceae
Source: the annotation of a GenBank genome assembly